AUGGCUGAGCCAAGGAGAACUUUAUCCGAUUUUGAGAGGCCACAAUUUACUGGGGAGGAAUUUAGUGUGCAAGCACCUACUGUUCCGGCCAAUAAUUUUGAGAUCAAGGCAAGCACGAUAGGAAUGGUUCAAAACUCAGUACAGUUUGAUGGGUUAGCUGAUGAGGACCCACAUGCUCAUCUUUCUCGCUUCCUUCAAAUUUGCUCAACCUUUAAGAUCAACUCUGUAUCUGAUGAUGCCAUUAGGUUGAGAUUAUUUCCAUUCAGUCUGAGAGGAGCGGCAUACAAAUGGCUCACUUCUUUAGCUCCUGGUUCUAUCACCACAUGGAAGGACUUGGUGGAGAAGUUCCUUGCUAGAUAUUUCCCACCAAGCAAGGCAGCGAGACUGAGACAGGAGAUUUCAUCCUUCAUGCAAGGGGACACCGAGACAUUGUUUGAGGCACAUGAACGGUUUAAGGAUCUUCUACGCAUGUGCCCUCAUCAUGGAUUCCCUGCAUGGAUGAGAGUGCAGAUGCUUUGUAAUGGGGUGAAUUAUGCUACAAGGCAGCUCAUCGAUGCAGUAGCUGGUUGUUCUUUGAGCAACAAACUCCCUGAAGAAGCUGAGACAUUAAUCGAGAACAUGGCUAGCAACGAAUGUCAUUGGAGCACUAGACAAAAGGCACCAAGAGCAGCAAGGUUGUACGAGGUGAAUGACACUACUGCUUUGGCUGCAAAAGUGGAUACUUUGACCAAGAGUGUCAUGGAUAACAAUGCAUUGGCCACAAAGAUUGAAGCUUUGACACAGAAAUUUGAUCAGUUCAUGUUGGGUUCUAGCUCAAGUCCUAAGGCAGUAAUGUCAUGUGAAACAUGUGGUGUUGGGUAUGCAACAACCCAAUGCCCCAUUCUUGUUGCUUCCCUUGCACCGACUGAGUCAGUAGAGUAUGUCAGUAGAGGACCAAGGGGUUCGGGAAAUGCUUUUGGCAACACUUACAACCUGGGGUGGAAGAACCAUCCAAAUUUCUCUUGGAACCAAGGGCAGUUACAACAAAGACCACCACCACCUCAAGGUCCUCAGUUUCAGCCCCAACAACCACAAGACAGAAAAUAUACCACUGAAGAUGUGUUAGCAAAGUUCAUGAUUAAUACUGAGGCAAGAUUUCAGAAUAUUAACAAUCAGUUAACACAGCAUGGGGGACAUUUCAGUGAGAUAAGCACUGUGUUGAGAAAUCUUCAAGCGUCUGUGCAAUCUCUUGAGAACCAAGUGGGACAACUUGCUAGAGCACAAUCAGAACGACCCUUAGGUAGCUUACCAAGCAACACUGAAAGCAACCUGAGGGAGCAUUUGAAGGCUGUUAUACUAAGAAGUGGGAAACAGUUGGAGGCAAGGGCCAAGGAGAGCCCAAGUGCCUCCAAUGAUGGGGUAGCCGUUCGGGAAGACCCUAGUUCAGGUGAGAAUGCGAGUGAAAAGAGUGAGAAGAAGCCUGAUGAAGAUGUUCCUAAGUCUCCGAUCCGAGGGGGGCAUGAGUAUAAACCUGUAGUGCCAUAG
This is a messenger RNA of Dioscorea cayenensis subsp. rotundata (Guinea yam), 1524 nucleotides long. RefSeq lists its product as uncharacterized. The coding region runs from base 1 to 1524 and encodes 507 amino acids. The transcript has a single exon. The record is from RefSeq and is a predicted model, not a curated record. NCBI's taxonomy places the organism in Eukaryota, Viridiplantae, Streptophyta, Magnoliopsida, Dioscoreales, Dioscoreaceae.